Molecule: messenger RNA, 4279 nt
Organism: Solea solea (common sole)
Lineage: Eukaryota; Metazoa; Chordata; Actinopteri; Pleuronectiformes; Soleidae
Gene: kcnq1.2
Product: potassium voltage-gated channel, KQT-like subfamily, member 1.2
Exons: 18
Coding region: 411-2510 (699 amino acids)
Biological process (GO): transmembrane transport; potassium ion transport
Cellular component (GO): membrane
Molecular function (GO): voltage-gated potassium channel activity
Source: RefSeq, a predicted model, not a curated record
GCAGCAGAUGGACGAGUCCGACUUUCACUACAUUCACGACACAUUACAGGUGUUUACUGAGUACUGGUCGACUGUUUAAGUCGAUUUUUGACUGUAUUUUUUUUCUUUUUAACGAAAACACGACCAACCUGUUGCGUGUAUUUAUAUAUAUUUAUUUAUGUUUUGCCUGGCAUAUUAUUUGUCACCGACUUCAACUUGAAAUGUACUUCUGAAGUUUAAGGUAUGGACUCUCUUGAAACUCAGCAGCCCAAGCUCUUUUCUGUAGUGGGUAGCUAGCCGUGCCUGGCUAGGUGUCUUAUCCUGUGGGGCUCUUCUUCCUGGUCCUUGGAUACAAACCUCCAGAACUUCCCAGGACUUUUAAGACUCCCUUGGCCCCCACUGAACAGAACAGGAUCACACUGUGGGGCGAGAUGGAGGAAAGACGGGCACGGUCCUUCCACAUGUCGUGCCAUGUGCAGAGGGACUAUGGCAGCAGGAUGGGGAGUUCUUUCCUAAGCUGCAGUCCAAAUGGAUAUGCCAGCACCAGCCUCAGCAUGGACGAGGAGAUGGAUGUUGACCUUGCAGCCUCCACCGGCGCUAAAGCCAGGGAUGCUGCUGGACGGGCUCCUCCACCUGACAGAAGCCACUACUCUCCUGUUUCACUGGAACUGGACCCCACAGCAGUGAAUAAUGGAUCAGACACAAAGGACCCAGCGCUGCAGAUAGUACCUGACCAGUCUUCUACCACCUCUGUCCCACCACCUCUCCCUCGUUCGAGCUGGCUGCAUCACCAUCAAAAGGAUUUCCAGAGCCCUUACAUCAAUACUAGCAUGCAGGGGGAUGUUUACAACUUUCUUGAGAGACCUGCAGGACUGAAAUGCUUCCUCUACCACUUCCUUGUAUUUGUCAUGGUCCUGGUUUGUCUAAUCUUCAGUGUCUUGUCGACUAUAGAGCAAUAUGCAGACUUUGCCACUGGCACCCUCUUCUGGAUGGAGAUUGUGCUGGUGCUGUUCUUUGGCACAGAGUAUGUGGUCCGGCUGUGGUCGGCAGGCUGUCGCAGCAAAUAUGCGGGCAUCAAAGGACGCCUCCGCUUUAUCAGGAAGCCCAUAUCAAUCAUAGAUUUGAUAGUGGUCAUUGCCUCCAUCAUUGUGCUCGGUGUAGGGUCCAAUGGCCAAGUCUUUGCCACGUCUGCCAUCAGGGGCAUCCGUUUCCUCCAAAUCUUGCGCAUGCUCCAUGUGGAUCGGCAGGGAGGAACGUGGAGGCUCCUGGGAUCUGUCGUCUUCAUUCAUCGACAGGAGCUGAUCACCACUCUUUACAUUGGAUUCCUGGGCCUGAUCUUUUCCUCCUACUUUGUCUACUUGGCGGAAAAGGAUGCCGUGGAUGAGGAGGGCAAGACGGGCUUCUCCAGCUAUGCCGAUGCCCUGUGGUGGGGCGUGGUGACCGUCACCACCAUAGGCUACGGAGACAAAAUUCCUCAAACGUGGAUAGGCAAGGCCAUCGCCUCCUGCUUCAGCGUCUUUGCCAUCUCCUUCUUCGCUCUACCAGCUGGUAUCUUGGGCUCAGGGUUUGCUCUUAAGGUCCAGCAGAAGCAGAGACAGAAGCAUUUCAACAGACAGAUCCCUGCUGCAGCCUCUCUCAUUCAGACACUGUGGCGAUGCUAUGCAGCAGAGAAACCAGGCAGCUGUGCUGCCACAUGGAAAAUGUACGUCCUAACUCCAGAGGCUGUCAUCAUUGACACCUCCAGUCCUAAUAUCAGGAAACUACACUUAUCGAAAAGGGGCACUAAGCGGAGGUUGAAGUCCAGAGGUAACGGCUCAGUGGGCGUGGCCUCGGAGAGGGCUAUAUCAAUCCCCCAGAUCACCUACGAUCACAUUGAUGAUUCCGUGGAGAAGAAAGACGUCUCGUUUUUCUCGGAAGAGCCGAGGGGGACUGUUGAAGGUCCUCCUCAUCACUCUUGGUCGUCUUUUACUCUGAGCUGCCCUGGCUCUCCAGUAAGGAGGAAUCUUGACAGCAGCACUUCCAUGGACAUCGCACGCGCCGACAGCUUAACUGAUGAGCUCUACUACAUGAGUGAGGACAUUCCCCUGCCUGUGGUGACCAAGAACGAUCAGCUGUCGCACGCCCAAAGAGCAGCAGUGAAAGUCCUUCGCAGAAUGCAGUACUUUGUGGCCAGGAGGAAAUUUCAGCAAGCACGGAAGCCCUACGAUGUGCGGGACGUGAUCGAGCAGUAUUCCCAGGGUCACCUCAACAUGAUGGUCCGCAUCAAGGAGCUACAGAGAAGGCUGGACGGCACACUGGGAAAGCCGGGAAUGUUUCUUCCAGGAAAAGGGGACGAUAAAGAAUACCCAACUAUUGGAGCACGUCUGAUCAGGCUAGAGGAUAAGGUUUAUCAGAUGGACCGGAAGAUGGAUUCGGUCCUGCAGAUCCUGAGGAAGCAGUUCCCGCCCAAGUCGGAGCUGACGUCCAAGCCAUCCAUCCACAGGGUGACUAUCCAGAAAUGCAUGGGGACCAGUAUGGAUGAAGGGCCCUGAUGUCACAGAGAAACCCUAACCCAUGGACAAUUAAAAAGGCAGUAGUACACACAGGCUAGUCCCUUGCAUAGGGGCCUGCGAAAUAAAAAGGGGGACCCCAUUCCCUCCCUUUGUUUUUGACAUUUCUCACAGACCUUUGACCCCCGAGAAGAGAACAAGUUUUAACAGAGAGCCACUGAGAGUGAGACUGAAGAAUGACCUUCUAUGUUUGUUUGGCCUGUUAGGCUCUCUUGUUUUUUUUUUUUAAUUGUCUACAAGCAUCUUUCCUCUUCUACACAGCACUGUGGGCACUGAUUCUGCACAUACUGCAGGAAUUCAUUUCAAUUUAUUAGAUUAACCUCGUAAUCACACUACUCAGAUGAUGUUCAUUUAUGUGUGGCUUGUCAUUGAGCUACAUUCCGCUACUUCAAAUGUUAUUUCAAAGCUAACUAACCCAGUAAUGAAGUUGUAAUGCAGUCAAAACACUCGAGCUCCCCAAAGACACAGAGAAAAGCUGAGAGUCCAGUCAUGGCAUUCCUCAAAUCCUUCUGAUUAUCUUGGCACCAACCACAGCAAGUACACAACAGGGUUAUUUCCAUAGCCACAUAUCCAUCUAGACUGCAGCGGGUAUUUGUUAGUAGUGAUCAAAUAACACGAGGAGGGAAAGGCAGAUUAUCUGUUGACUUUGCCCUGCGUUACUGGCCCAAAAGAAAUAGAACUAAAGAAAUGUGUCUGGGGUGGGUUGAGCUGCUAACAUGGUGCUGAUUUACAGCUACAUUAGAGCUGAUAAAAAUAGCCAAACUGAUGAGACACUGCCUGGUGUUGUGUUCGAGGAAUACAGUCAUUCAUGGCUUGCUCUCUGUUUGCUCAAGGUUUCUUAAAUGAAAGGCUUCGUAUGUACUGUAUUUUGAUCUGGGACUCUCAUGACAGCACCACCAGACCCCGACUUAAUAUCCUUCAUUACCCUCUUUUAGGGGCUUGCACUGCUGUGUGCUAUUUGAAAUAAAUUUGCCCCAUUAUAGCGCUGAUUAUUAUUUUUUUUUUCUUUCUCCUCUGAGCUAAUUGAAUGCCGAAUUCCUGGUAAAGAGAGAUUACGCACUGUGAGUGUCUAAUGAAAAGAAACACUGGAAAAUGUGCAGAAUUUAAACAGCAGGCUUUACGGAGCUGGCGCACUAAGUCAGUAUGAAAUGUUAGGAAAUAUCAGGCUACCGCUGAGAGCCCACAUUUGCAAUAAAAAGACAAUGCUCACACUGUGCUCUCAUACUCAUUGUAUUUAUCUGACAGAACACUAAGGUAUGUAGGAAGCUGAAAAUAGAAAAUAACUCAACUAUGUAGCUACUGUAUGAAAGGCCUCCCCUAAUUGUAGUAUUCACAUUCCUAAAAAGACAAAAUGUGCACACAAAAGAGGGGUGAACAAGAAAGAAAGAGGAGGAGGGUGUCUCCGUCUCUGCCUGCACCAUAGCAUAUAUUUUCAUAUUUUUGCUGUGGCAGUCAUUAUCUAUUAUUUAUCGUAUAAGAAACAAACUGGUUGUAUUUAAUUUAAAGGAUCUAAUUUUGUGACAGACGCUGAUACAUAUCUGUCUGUCUGUGUUCUCUUGUACAGUUUUUUUUUUUUUUUUGAAGAGAUGUAAAUAGAAACGUUGCCUUAUUGUACUGUAUUUAUUAUCAUGUGGAAAGAUCAACCUGGAACAUGUCUGCUCCCUGGAGUGAUGAGAGGCGCAGAGACUGAGGCUCAUGUUGUACAGAUGGAUGGAAAUGAUUGUAAAUGAUAUUUAUGCAUACUCUCUGCA